This is a messenger RNA of Suillus clintonianus, 1219 nucleotides long. RefSeq names its product P-loop containing nucleoside triphosphate hydrolase protein. The record is from RefSeq and is a predicted model, not a curated record. The coding region runs from base 114 to 1073 and encodes 319 amino acids. Gene Ontology annotation, cellular component: cytoplasm. Lineage: Eukaryota; Fungi; Basidiomycota; Agaricomycetes; Boletales; Suillaceae. The transcript has 3 exons.
AGCGUGUCCAUGUGACCGGUCUCAUGACCUGAACGCUCUGGCGGUCCACCGCGUCCUGCAAGCUUGCAACCGCUACGUUUUCUCGUGCCAUCACCCCACGAGCUUUGCACAUCAUGAACGGAGAAACCCAUCCGCCUGCCGUGCAGCACAUGGCCCAACACGUUCUCAACCAAUUACAAGAACAUCGAUCACGAUAUCCGCCGAGUUUACGACCGACCCCCUUAUUUGUCGGCGUCCAAGGUCCACAGGGUAGCGGAAAGACUUUCCUGACUUCCCGCCUCCGUACCCACCUUUCCAGUCCACCACACGCCCUCUCCGUCACCGUGCUUUCUAUUGACGAUCUCUAUCUUCCGCACUCUGGGCUCCAAAGCCUUGCAGAAAGCCAUCCCAACAAUAUCCUCUUUCAGGGAAGGGGACAGCCAGGAACGCACGAUGUACCUCUCGGUACUUCGGUCCUGAAGAACCUCAAAAAGAUCAAUGACGUUGAUGCAGGGGCUGUCGACAUCCCUUUCUUCGAUAAGAGUCUAUUUAAUGGAAAGGGGGAUCGUGUAUCUCAUGGUGAGACAGUGAAAGGGCCCGUGGACGUAGUAGUGCUGGAGGGAUGGUGUGUGGGAUUUUUCCCUACGAGUAAAGAGCUCGUCGAAGAAAGGUGGAAACAGCCUGUCCCGACUCUCGAGCCUGAUAUCUUUGACAUGAAAACCUUUGUGUCCGUGGAUCACGUACUGGCCGUCAACGAGCGAUUAAAGCGAUACGUCGAAUGGUGGGAUGCACUGGAUGCUUUCAUUCAGAUAAAGGGGCCUUCAUCUGCACAGCUGUCUAUCAUAUAUAAGUGGAGAUUACAACAGGAACACCAUAUGAAGGCCAAGAAUGGCGGAAAAGGCAUGACGGAUGAUCAGGUCAAGAUCUUCGUAGACCGCUAUAUUCCCGGAUACGUCUUUUUUGGUGACGGAGUGACGAUAGGAUUAUCGGGCAGUGAAGGAGCGGAAACAGAGCGACUACCGUCGUGGAUAGGGAAGGGGCUAUCAGUGACGAUUGGUGAUGAUAGAGAGCUCCUGCACGUUAGUAAUUUUUAGAAGGUUAGGCUAGAACGCAUUAACUUGACAGAGGACUGCGCAUGGACUGCGCGUUGACUUUAUCUCGCGCGCAAGGCUGAGCGCUUAGUGUUUCUCCUUCGAGCAUAGUAAUGUAUGUGAGACUCUUGGUUUGGGAGUAUUUCUCC